This is a messenger RNA of Pseudo-nitzschia multistriata, 1555 nucleotides long. NCBI's taxonomy places the organism in Eukaryota, Bacillariophyta, Bacillariophyceae, Bacillariales, Bacillariaceae. The record is from the annotation of a GenBank genome assembly.
CGGCACAGCACGGCACGGCACAGCACAGCACGGUAUCAAUGGCAGCAGCUUGCUCACUGCUCCAAUCGGACACCUGAACGAUCGCGAAGGAGUGAAMGGAGAAUCAUCACCGCCGGCAUAACAUUGUAUCACUACGCGAAAGAAUAGAGUUGUUCUCGAUCACAUUGCCACCAUGAGCGAAAAGAAGACUGCCGAAGAAUACAAGGCGUACGUACUGUAUAGUGACAGAAUUCGAUCCGUCGCGACAUAGCCCUGGAUGAUGAUUCAUUCGCGUGCUGUCGCCUUGCCCUUUUCAUCCGACACAAGAUUACGGUACGGCACACUUUUGUUCUCACUCCAAACGUUGCUGCUUCCUUUUUUGUGUGCACGUCUUUUGAUAGCCUGGGGAACGAGGCGUUCUCGAAAAAGGACUUCAAAACCGCCAUUGAAUUCUAUUCCAAGGCCAUUCUGCAGGAACCCAAAAACCAUAUUUUUUUCUCGAACCGAAGGUACGUUGUGGACUGCGACGCAACUCAAUACUKAUCGAAAGACGACAAUAAUGGUUUGCGUUGCAUCAUAGAUUCGAGUAUCCUGCCGUGCUGUUUUUUGCAUGGCAACACUGCCUCUUUAUCGUUGCUUAUGACUAGUACUUGUCGUGUUUCGUUAAUUGCAUCGAUUGCAUCGAAUCGAAUCAUCGCAUUGCUUCUUCAGUGCGUCUCACGCGGGCUUGCAGGACUGGGAGAGCGCCAUUACCGAUGCCAAGGAAUGCAUCCGAUUGAACCCCGAGUUCAUCAAGGGGUAUUACCGUCUCGCCACGGCGCAGCUCGAGUCGAAGCAAUACGACGCAGCGGAAGCCACCAUCAAACAGGGACUGGGGAUCGAUGCCAACCACGGGCAGCUCACCCGGCUCCUGCGGAACGUCAAGCUCAACAAAAAGGCGGCCGCCGCGCCGUCGGCGCCCUCCCUGCCGCAAGGCAGCAACGCCGCCCGGCAACUCGACACGGCGACGAUGCGGGAAAUCCACGACCUGAAGGUGCAAUACGGCGCAACGGCACGGGAAUACAACACCGUCAGGGCCAACUUGAUGAAGGCCGCAAAGGAAGAAAAAAUGUACGGCAUUACGCUCAACGAAGUAAAGGAAAACCCGUCGGCGACCGGGGACUAUUACCGAAGCGUCGGRAAAUUGUUUAUGCGACAAACCCAACCGGAAAUUCUAGACCAUUUGGAAACAAACAUCGAAAGCCAAAAGAAAAAGCAGCAAGAGCUUUCCGGAAAAUCGGACUACCUGGAGAAGAGAUUAAAAUCUCAGCAAAUGAACAUGAAGGAGUUGGCUCAGCAAUGAUGAACUAUUCUACAGUGCCGUAAAGUUGGAUCGGGUGGAGGGGGAGGGAAUCAGUGCAAACGUGCCAAAUAUUUAUGCGAUUGGGGGCACUCGAAUCCUCUAGCUCUCAAGCUACAAUAGCAUGGUUGGUGCGGAGCCGAAGUCCACAAAAUUUGGCUCGGAUCCUUUCACUUACUGUUGACACUUGGAAAUAGUACUUAUUUCUGAGGAAAAGGCGAUAAUUUACAAAACUAU